Molecule: messenger RNA, 390 nt
Organism: Perognathus longimembris pacificus (Pacific pocket mouse)
Lineage: Eukaryota; Metazoa; Chordata; Mammalia; Rodentia; Heteromyidae
Product: parathyroid hormone-like
Exons: 2
Coding region: 9-320 (103 amino acids)
Source: RefSeq, a predicted model, not a curated record
CAAAAGUUAUGGCUAAAAUAGUGUUUGUCAUGCUAGCAAUUUGUUUUCUUACAAAAACGGAUGGCAAGCUUAAUCGGAUGAAAACUGUGACUAAAAAAGAGAUGCUGGACGUUGUGAAUGGUUUUGUGACCAAUGAGGACAGGUAUUCUUGGUUGUUAAGUUAUGUGGAACAUCUGAAAUUUCCGAUUUUAGGUUACUCAGUUCGACAUUAUCAUAGGCUUCGACCAAAGCAAAUGAACAACCCAACUGACAGCUUUGAAGAAAACAUUGGAGAAACAGACAAUGAGGAUAUAAAUGCAUUACAUAAUGUCAAAAACUAGCAAAUAUAAGAUGUAUUUAAAGCAAUGCUUUGCAUAUAGGAUACCAUUUUUGCAUACUGCUACAUUUUCA